AUGCCAGCCUCAAAGCGGAUGUCUUCAUCAGACCCUGGCGACAUUUGGCGUCGUGAAGAAUACAGGAUCAAGAAGCUGUACAAGAAACACUCUGUGAAGGAUUUGAAGCGUAUCAUGGAAAAGAAUGGGGCUUUCCCGGAAAGGGCUGUCCCAACCUGGAUUGAAAACCUUGGCAAGCUCGACAUCCGGAAGAAUGUCACAUCGGAAGAAUGGCGGAAGAUUUACCGACACGUCGUUCCAAGGCUCGAGAAUCCGGCUCGGCAGAAAGGUGACCUCAAACUGAAAAGGACCAAGAAGGAGACCGAGAUUAUCGUCAGAGGCAGAAAAUACACUUGGGACCAGGCUUGGAAGAACAUGAAGAGUGCGAAGGCUAUAGGUCAAUUGCCACAGCCGGAAGAGGCUCUCAGCCCAUUGCCUCCCGACAUCGUAAUCCGCACACCGACUCUAACCUCGCCGCCUUUCCUUGCAGUCUCCCGUGACGAUAUCCGAGAAUCAUCUCUCAGCACCAUCGAUCCACCGGCAAAUCGUCCCGCUUCCGGUGGUCGUGCCAUCAUCUGUCGACCAUUACACAACCCCACAGGCGAUGAAGCGAUUCCCCUCGUGCCAGCUUGGGCUGUCAUUCACUACACCAUCGAUAUUGCAAAUACGCCCAGGCCGUCCGAAACAUAUCUACAAUACUUCCGGCAAGACUCGGAUUCAACCUUUCCGUCAGCCAAUCUGCCAGCCGUCCACGAUGCAACAGAUCAUGCAGCUUACAGGGAGCUUAGAUGGAAUGUCACCCAUCAAUAUCUGUCUGCGAUGUUUGGGCAUCGCUCAACUGCCCUCGCAUCAUUUACAAGUCUCAACAACAACUAUGUUCUACUUUUCACUGUUAUUUACAUUCUUUCUAACAAUAUCAUGGGUUUUGAUUAUGAUCAUUACCGCUUUCACCGGAGAAGCCUUUACCACGACAUAUUUUCCAAGCUGGAUUUGGUUUUCGCAGCUGUGCCUGGCAAGUACCUUGAAGACCUCCUACACAGCCGCCUAGCCAGCAUCAGGGCGGCAUUUGAGGCCCUUAUCAUACUAUCUGGACGCCAUAAACAGCCGCAAGCCUUCAAAACUUUGAUAGUACUUGGGGCUUCUUACGGGUGGCUGGCCGUUUCUGCGAAAGCCCAUGAGUUCCUAAUAUUCGCUGCCUCCAUGGACCUGAUCUGCUCCAUGCAGACACUUCUCGAUAAUGGAUGCCGUCCGGACUCUUUGCUAAGUGACAAAACUUAUCGUUGGAGCACAACCGCGAUCGUUGAGGCAAUGAAAUGUGAGAACUUUCGCUGCGCGCACCUGCUCUUGAAACACUGCGACGUCAACAAAGCGAUUCAGCCCCACGGAUUUGCGACAAACUUCGAUUACUUUCUUCUGCAUUUUCAUGGCUGCGGAAAUAUUUUUCACAGAGGUCUGAAGUUAUUUGUACAAGCGGGCGCCAAUCUAGAUGCCAACACACCAGUCUUUCAAUCUUCACGGUACAUGAUGCUGCGGUCAUCACAUCUAUUUCGUCAUCAACGGGACCGUGCAUACCCAAAAGAGCUGGGAUUCUCCGUUAUGGACUAUCUAUUCUACUUUCAUCGGCCACUAUUUCAUGCAUUUGUAUGGGCGUCCGCUCAGGCCCGAGUUGGCCGCCUGAGUAGAGCCGCUGUUCUGCUCUCAUGGCAGGAUGGCACACAGAGACUCGGAGAACACUUGGAUAGUCUGGCUAUUCGAGUCAGCAAAGAGCGGCUAGAAAGAUUUCUGAAGCGGCUUCUGGCUGAGCAAUUUCUCAUUUGCGACUUGCAAGGCCGAAAGAGAGUCACAGACCUGGAAGCAGUGCGCGCGCUGGUGAACUUUGGUGUCAGCAUUAAGGAGGUGCUGUGCGAUUUCCCUCGCCUUCUGGAACGAUUCACAGAAUUAGUUGGAAGGGACUGCCCUAAACACGAGGUGGAGGCUGUGCAGUAUCUCAUCGAUAAUGGGGCAACUGUGAACGGCAAGGUCUUGUCAUGGUUGGUUCGACUGCCUGACACACGCCUUUUCGAUAUUGCACGAGGCGGCAUUGAGGAUACGAGAGAAUUGCAAAUCGCUCUCAUAGAUGCAGCAGCCAGAAACGAUUUUGACGCAGUCGAGGAACUGGUCCAGACUGGAGUCAAUCUCGAUGCUGAUAUAAAACCCAGCGCGAACCGGGGAGUUCACGUGAACCCGGGAGACUAUGUGAUUUUGAGAAAAAUCGCCGCGCAACGCCGAAUCAGCUUAAUUGCCAACGUCAUAUGUUCAUGGAAUCCAAAAGUGGGUGACCUUCCAAAGAUGCUCGACUUCCUGGUCAGUAAAGGGGCGCCCCUUCGGCUUUCGACGAGGAGGACCCAUUUGUACCACUUGUUGCGAUAUACGAUGGUUAGAUUUUGCUUAUUCGACAGCCAAAGCGUGCUGGGAAUAGUGCAGUACAUUGUCGGCGUGGGCUAUGACCUAUCGGCUCCAUCAUGUCGUUCUGCAUCGCUUUUGGAAGAUUGUUACGCUGGAUUUGACGGCAAGAAGAUCUUUGAGUAUUUGCUUCGGAAUGGGGCGCAGCUUCGACCUGGUUCUCCAAUGGCAUCGUGGAUUGGAAUGAACGGUGAAAUCGGGCUUGUUCGAAAAAUGUUAGAAGCAGGCGUCGAUUUAAAUGCCUAUGAUAGACGUCACCACAAGACCGCUUUGCAACUAGCUGCAGAGAAAUUGAGAACGGACGUCGUAGAGCUCCUCCUUCAGGAAGGAGCUGACGUCAACGCGCCGGCCAGAGGGGAAUUUGGAAGAACAGCCCUUCAAGGCGCUUGUGGUGCUGAACCAACAUCAUUGGAUCAACAGCAGCUAAAAUUGAGGACGGUACAAAUUCUUCUCGAUCAUGGUGCUGAUGUCAAUGCCGCUCCAGCACGCACGUGGGGAAUGACAGCGCUGCAAGAGACGGCAAGAUGGGGAGAUAUAGCUAUUGCAAAGUUGUUACUGUCCCGCCACCCCAUGGCCGACGUCAACGCGCCGCAGGGCCAACGAGUGCCUGAUGAGGAUGAUUGGGCUCAGUCAGCUGGUAACGCUCUGGAAUUCGCGGCUCAAUUUGGUCGCAUAGACAUGGUCAAGCUGCUUUUAAGUUACAACGCACUCAGUUACCGCCGGGGUGAGACUGGAUACGAUGGAGCCAUCCUUUUAGCGGAGGAGGAGGGUCACCUUGCGGUCGCAGAUUUGAUACGCCAGCACACAAAGGAUGCUGAUAGAUCAGACACCAGAAACCCUUACCUGUCGCAGCCACCAAGGGAUUGGCGUGAGUAUGGCUACAAGCUAGGCCCAGAGGAGGAUUCUGAAUAUUCAGGGGAGGAGAAAGAUCCACGAGGGGAGACAGAUUCAGGGGACGACACAGAUUCAGAAGAGGACAAAGAUUCAGGAGUUUGGUCAAAUCCAGCCAACUGGACAUAUGAAAGAGAACAGACAGAUCCAGGAGAGGAGAAAGGGUUCACUUCAUCAUUGGUUCUCGAUCAGCUGACCCCAUCCGAAGCCUCCUGGAACUUGGAUGUUCAUGACUCAACACAGCCGCUCGCUCAUGACGAAUCGGCCGUCUCAGUCAACGAUAACAAUACGUGGGGUGACUGGGGUGACUUAAGCCUGGCACAUGAAGGAGAACUCAUUGCCAUGGGGCACUCAUUCCAGAACAUGGGUUUUGAAGCCUCCAUGGACUUCGACAUGUGCUUGGACUUUGAUAUCAGACAAAGUGCUUCCGUCCAGUAUGCUGGUCACUGGGUCCCUGAACACGAAGGCGAGCUCAGCUUCUGCAAGUUCGAGAUGUCGCACUCUUUAGCUACUCCGUCUUCCUCACAGAGGAUGUAUACAUCACCGACCGCUGCUCAAACAGACAACACCCCUACGAUCAACCCUCCAACCUCAACCGCCCCUCCACCAUUCGAUUUCCUAGAUCCAGCCUUCGCGAGCAUGAUCGAGGAGGCAGCCCACAGCGUCUCCAUCGAUGACUACACCCGCCCCUUCUGGCAACACUCCGCGUUCCUCGUAAUAAUCGGUAUCUUCGUCGGCAUGUUCCUCCCCGGAAUCCUCCUAGCGAGCGUCGCCAGCUUCGGGCCCAUGAGCCUCGCAAUACGGUGCGGCUGCUUAGGAUCCGGCCCCACGACUUCCGAGUUCACCUGCCCCAGCGCCGCCGUCACCAGGCUCGCCAUCCUGAUCGCUUUUGUCCACGUAGUAGUCGGAGCGGUUUGUGGCUGGGCGGGCCUCAAGAUCGUGGUCCGGACUCGCAAGUACGUGCAUCGGUGGAUGGAGGAACAUGCUGUCAGGAAAGGGGGCCGCAGGGGUCGAGGGGAAGCUUUCAUGAACAGGGCAAGGAAGCGAAUCUCUGAGCACGGCAAAGAGGUCAGGAAGCUGAACGCCGAGCUUGCGCGGGAUCUGAGAUGGCUCAAGAGACACGCUGGGGCGAGCGGGUUGAGCUGGGGGCCAAAUUCGCACGAGACCGCGGUCACCAACUCCACCUCCACGGCCACCGCCGUCAUACUCACCUUUGGAACGGGGAAAGCGCAAGACUAA
Messenger RNA from Diaporthe amygdali, 4551 nucleotides. RefSeq lists its product as uncharacterized. Gene Ontology annotation, cellular component: cytoplasm; nucleus. Gene Ontology annotation, molecular function: protein binding. Lineage: Eukaryota; Fungi; Ascomycota; Sordariomycetes; Diaporthales; Diaporthaceae. Bases 1 to 4551 code for a protein of 1516 amino acids. The record is from RefSeq and is a predicted model, not a curated record. The transcript is spliced from 7 exons.